Messenger RNA from Siniperca chuatsi (mandarin fish), 4013 nucleotides. Its product is annotated as SKI family transcriptional corepressor 1 homolog-B-like. Lineage: Eukaryota; Metazoa; Chordata; Actinopteri; Centrarchiformes; Sinipercidae. Gene Ontology annotation, cellular component: transcription regulator complex; nucleus. Gene Ontology annotation, molecular function: SMAD binding; DNA-binding transcription factor activity, RNA polymerase II-specific; RNA polymerase II cis-regulatory region sequence-specific DNA binding. The record is from RefSeq and is a predicted model, not a curated record. The coding region runs from base 601 to 2889 and encodes 762 amino acids. The transcript has 9 exons. Gene Ontology annotation, biological process: negative regulation of transcription by RNA polymerase II; negative regulation of BMP signaling pathway.
CAAGUCUGCGCAGGUGAACGUGGGACAGGCCUGCUUCAACCCAAUUUCGAGCAAGUGGCUGAGGCUAAUCUACGCAGAUGCUUUAAUUAUAUAUAGGGCUAGUCUUUUAUUAACAAUGCGAAGACGCGCUCUUGGAUCUGUGUAAUUACCAGGAAAGAAGCUUAUAGUUGUUCUUUUCCUGUAAGCGCAUUGGCGCAGCUUAGCCUGCGUUUUCCUUCUGUCCUUAUCCGCAUAUAAGGAUCUUAUGUGACUCUUAAGUAGUUGCCCAAUGAGUGUUGAGCCGAUCUGAAGAUAAGAGGAGAAGCACAUCCACCUCCGCGCAGGAAUCCGGAUAACCUGAGAGAGGAGGCCGAAGACACGGAGGAAUGAACGAAUACGAGAAAUAAUUAACAAGACGUCUGAUUGAUUUCACUUUUCAAUAUAACCUCCUGCAAAAGCCUGAUGUUAGUUAUAGUUGGUAAUUUCUUUAAAAAUAGCCCAUAUAUAUUUAUGUAUUGUUAUUAUUAUUAUUACUAUUAUUUUAUAUGGUAAUGUCCCUUAAAUAACAACAAUUAUAGGGCCACUACCCCCACAGCUACGUGAUAAUAAAGGCUUCCAGGGAUGGAGUCGAUGCCCGGACAGCUUCGAGACGCGGGACGAGACGCCAGCUCUUCCCCCAGUUUAAAGCAGGACGCACAGAGCUUCUCCGGGCCCAGCUCCCUCAGACCAAACCAAGUGAGUGAGACCUCUCUGUACGGGGUGCCCAUCGUAUGUCUGGUCAUAGACGGUAAGGAGAGGCUCUGCCUGGCGCAGAUUUCUAACACCCUGCUGAAAAACUACAGCUACAACGAGAUACACAACCGCCGGGUCGCUUUGGGCAUCACCUGUGUGCAGUGCACCCCUGUGCAACUGGAGCUCCUGCGGCGCGCCGGGGCCAUGCCCAUCUCCUCCAGGCGCUGCGGCAUGAUCACCAAACGGGAGGCCGAGAGGCUCUGCAAGUCCUUCCUGGGAGCGCACAGCCCCCCAAAGCUACCAGAAAAUUUCGCAUUUGAUGUGUCUCAUGAUUGCGCCUGGGGCUCCAGGGGCAGCUUCAUACCCGCCAGAUACAACAGCUCCAGAGCAAAGUGCAUCAAGUGCAGCUUUUGCAACAUGUAUUUCUCCCCAAAUAAAUUCAUUUUCCACUCCCAUCGCACCGCAGAGUCCAAGUAUCUGCAGCCAGACGCGGCCAACUUCAAUUCGUGGAGACGCCACCUGAAACUAUCGGACAAAAAACAAUCUGAGGACAUUCACCACGCGUGGGAGGAUGUAAAGGCCAUGUUCAACGGGGGGAGUAGAAAGAGGACUCUGCCCAUGAACGGGUCGGGAAUGUCCUCGCCGAUGAAAUCACAGGCCUCGUCCAGCCUGGCCCAAACCAGUUCCCCUGAGGUCCCUCACAAAACUUUACGGUGCGACGAGGAUCAGGGGAAUAAUAGCCUGAGUUUGGCGAGCGGCGCACGGACCUACCCAGUCAUCCCAGUGCCCAGCAAGAGCUUUGGCAUGCUUCAGAAAAUCCCCCCACCUCUGUUCCCCCAUCACCCCUAUGGCUUCCCCAGCUAUGGGCUGUGUCAGAAAAAGAGCGAUGGUGUGCCUGAUGCGAGCAAAACCAAUGUCUCUGGUGUGUUUUGGCCUGGCGCGAAGGACACCCUUUACCCGGCUUUCCCUAUGUUUUGGCCUACAGCUGGCGGCCUACCCAUGCCGCCCUACCCGGGGUCUCCACCCAAACCUCCCCCAGAGCUGCCAGGCGUCCGGCAGAGCGAGCUCGACUUAUCGGACCAAAGCGACCGGGGCGCAAACACACCCAAAGACACCAACCACCACCCUCACCACCAGCAGGACGGCGGAGAGCGCUGUUCCAGCUCCCAGUCCUCCUCCACCAGGAACGACGAGGACAAGUCCGGGGACGAGACCCCACAGAGGAAAAUCAGCUACAUUUCGGCCUUCAGACCCGUGGUCAAAGACGCGGAGACCAUCGCCAAACUCUACGGCAACCGGGACAGCUACGGCGUGCGUCCUGGCUACCUGUCCCCGGAUUUUAUCAGCGAGAGCUCCAGUUAUAGAUCUAUGUCACCGGACAGGGACAGCGUGGUGGACGACGACGACCCGGACGUGGAUGUGGAGUCCAACCGGGGACAAGAUGAGGAGGAGCCGAUCCAGAUCUCGCCGGGAGGGGACAACCAUAACUCCCCUGUGCCGGACCAGGUGUCCUCGGGUGCUGAGGAGAGCCAGGAGCAGCCUGAUGCCUCCAGCCCCGCAGCGGCAGCACCAUCACCGGAGGACUCCGUGCACACCGGGUCAUCAGAUGAGGACAGACGGAUGCGUAAUGGCUCUCCUCUUCAUGAAGUGUACGCUAAUGAAAAGGACGGCCACGUGCUCCUGAACGAGCCUUCGUCGUUUGGGUCGAAACAAUCGAGCAGAUCCAACGGUGUUCAUCACGUGUCUGAAAUGCAGAACCAACGCAAUGCAACAUCCUAUCAGGAGCAAAAGAACAGACAAGCCGAUGGAGCUUUGCGCAUCGAUAUCAGCGUGCAUGAAAGAGAUCUGGAGAACAUGGCCAAAGAGGAAUUGCAGAAGCAGCUUGUGGAACAAGUUGAGCUGAGGAAAAAGUUGGAGAGAGAAUUUCAGCAUUUAAAAGAUAAUUUUCAGGAUCAAAUGAAGCGAGAGCUGUCCUACAGAGAGGAAAUGGUCCAGCAGCUGCAGAUUGUUCGAGACACUUUGUGCAGCGAGUUGGACCAAGAGAGAAAGGCUCGUUAUGCAAUACAGCAGAAGCUAAAAGAAGCUCAUGACGCCCUUCACCAUUUCUCCUGCAAGAUGCUCACCCCUCGUCAGUGUACCGGAGCCUGCACCUUCAAACCCCCGCUGCUGCCUCCGUAGUGCCCUGCACGACCCUGCACCUGACCCCAGCACAGCCAAAAAAAACAACAACAAAAAAAACACACAGGUCCACCUCGAGAGCUCUCAUGUGUUCACCUCCCACCUGUAACCUAAGGAUUACCAACCUGCUGUAUAGACACACUACUGAUUUUAGCACUAUGUCAAGACUCGGAGAAAGGCUUUGGCAGCGACUUCCCCGCCCACCCCCCCAAAAAAACCUGAACUCUUGAGUAAAAGAGAUCAGGAUUAAACAUGGAGUUAAUUUUAUGUUGUGAAUCAAAGGAUUGUUGAUCUGAAGCUGCAAAGCUCAAACCAAGGAGUCUCUCUGAAUCAAAGUCGUCUGCUCUUUAGCUAUUCUGAGAAGAAAAAAACAAUACUAUAUACAUAUAUAUAUCGCGUGACGAUGUGCAAUGGCUUGUAUAGUUGUGAUAUUAAGUUCAAACUGUAUCUCAUUAUUUAGCUUUGGUUGCUUGUUUGAAUAUCUUGAGUUUUUACAUAUAUUUGUUAUUUAUCUGUCUUUGGUUAAAUUUAUUGUUUAGAUUAUUUGUAACACUGUAUAUGUUGUUAAGCACUUUAAAUGGGCAACAUUUCUAAAUUUGACCAUGGCGUCCUAUACCAAAUUCUUUUAUCAAAAAUAUGAGGAUCUUUAUGUUUAAAAUAGAGCACAUUAUUACGAGCACUUACUUCAACAGCCGUUCAGGUUCGACAUCAAACAAUAAGAUUUUCUUUCACCAAGUGAAGUGAUACUUAAAAAAAAGUCUUGAGGCAUUUAUAGAUAUCAUGUACAGUUUAGAUUGAGUAUUUUAACACAAAUCUGAUCCCAUAAUUUUCUCUGUUUUAGGGUUUUUUCUAUCAUUACAUGCAUCUGUGAGUCACAACAGACUAAACCAAAACUUUUUCCAAUCUUCUGAUGGUCUUUUUCUUAGAAGAAGACACUAUAUGAAAUAUGUGUAAUCUGCCAUUCACACAGCUGCAUUUCAUUUUGUCUCAUUUGUUGAAUUUGGUUUGUAAUAAAAACACAGAGCAGUUCUAAAAGAAACAAAUCCUGGUUUUUGACACAAUCUAUCCAUACGUUUCCCAUUUAUGUAUGUACCCAUGUCAAUAUUAAUAAAAUGUGAAAGCCA